Molecule: messenger RNA, 2059 nt
Organism: Caretta caretta (loggerhead turtle)
Lineage: Eukaryota; Metazoa; Chordata; Testudines; Cheloniidae
Source: RefSeq, a predicted model, not a curated record
CAUGGACUGUGCCAUAGAACCACUUAGAUCAGCGUUUUUCAAAGUUCGGGUCGUGACAUGUAAGGCACUGGGUCACCCUGGUCAGCACUGCUGACCCGAACGUUAAAAGUCCCAUCGGUGGUGCUGCCCAGCUAAGGCAGGCUAGUGCCUAUCUUUUCUGACACUGCGCUACGCCCCAGAAGCGGCCACCAGCGGGUCCAGCUUCUAGGCGGGGGGACCAUGGGGCUCCAUGCCCUGCCCCGAGCACCAGCUCCACACUCUGCCCACUGGGCGCUGGGGGGGCGAUGCCUGCGGGCGAGAGUUGCGUUCUUGUGCGCCUCCGCCUAGGAGCCGGACCUGCUGCCAGUCACUUCAGGUGCACCACGGGGCCAGGACAGGUGGGAAGCCGGCCCCUGCACCCCAGCUGUGCUGCUGACCUGGAGCCACUGGAGCUCAGUGAUGAAAACGAACAGCUACUUAAGAAGUUGAAAAGGCUGCGUAGAAAAAAUCAACAGCUGGAAAAUGAUUUGGCUCAGAUCCAGGAAAAACUGCAUCUGGAGCAGUUAAUGCAUGACUGUGUCACAAGCAGAGAUGUUCAGGUUCAAACAGAAUCCCACUUAUGGCACAAGGGAGCUGGCAGUCACAACAAGGAAAUGAAAGUAGCAAGCGAAAGUGCCAGAAUACUUCAGAUGUAUAAUAACCUGCAGAAACGUUAUGACAGAGCAAUCAAAACAAACCAGGAACAAAGUGAAACAAUUAAAAAUCUCACUAUUAAAAUUCAUGAGCUAGAGCAUCAAUUUCAAGGACAAAAGCAAAGAAUUGAGCAGCUGGAAUGUAAAAAGGUCUCCCAGAAGGACAACGCUAUUUCUGGAGUAAGGACUCCAACAGCAGAGAGAGAAAUAACAUUAUCUCACAGAUGCAUUUGUAAGAAGAAGGGAGCCUGUUCUUGCAAAUAUUUAGUGCUAUUGCUGCUUGAGAUUCAAAAGCUGAAGAAGAAAAAUGAGAAGCUGUCUAGAGAAAGGAGAAUGCAAAGAAAUGAAUUACCUGGAUUAGACAAGUUCCAGUUUUUACGGACUCACUCCUAACUCUCAGCUCUCCAGACUCCAUGAUGUGUGGAAUUCUGCUGUCUGGCUUUUGCAAAUACAGGAAAAUAUAACUACAUUUCCAUUAUCAGACACCUCUUUUGGCACCUGAUUCACUUUGAGAUUCCUUUGAAACCCCUUUGUUUUUUAAAAUUGUCGCUGAUUUGUUCCCUGUGUCUUUGUGGACUUCGCUUUCUCUCUUGAAUGCAUCCUCCUAUCUCUGUCCACACCACUGGGUUUGUGUGACUACCUUUCCUUUCCAUUUAGAACUUCCUUUUUGUCUUUCUGCAACAUUGACUCUUCUCUCCUUUGCUUCUCUCUUAAUUUCUCUUGCUGCUAUCAUAUUUUUUAUUUUACUUUCUAUUAUUUGUCUGUAAAAUAUUUUGAAACUGUUUGUAUGAAAGUUGCUAUAUAUAUAAAAGUUGUAAGCUGUUGUGCAGUGUUGCAGUUAGCCACCACAUCUCAGUUGAGAUGUGGUUGCAGCCUCAGUGGUGACCAAAGUGAUUCCUAUGUGUAUAACUUGAAGAGUACUCUGAGGGUACAUCUACAUGGCCCACAGCAGCGAGUGCCAGAGCCUGAGUUGAUAAACUUGAUGUCACUCUACUGCACUAAAAAUGGCUGUGUUGAUGUUCCGGCUCAGGCUCUGAAGCCCACCUCCCUCACCAGAGCCUGAGCUCUGUCCCAAGCUGCAAUGUACAGCUGUUUUUAGCAUGUUAGUGGAAGUUUGAGUCUAUCGACUCGGGCUGUGAGACUCGCUGUGUCUGUACCCUGAGAAGUAGGCUGAAGCAGGGGAAAAUUUUGAGGUAUGACUAUAACCUUCCAAUGUCUAAUGGGAAAUGUAACUUUAGAAAAAAAUAGAUGAAUACUGAAUUUUCUUUUUUAGGAAUUUUUCGACGAGAUAGAAGAUUUAAAGUAUGCUCUACAAGAAUCAAUAAAACUGAAUAAUCAGUAUGAAAAGUGCUUGAAACACAUAAGUUCAACAUAUGGACUUGCUUUUG